AUGCCGGCAUACCACUCCAUCUUCCUCGAUGAGCCCGACGUACAAACAAUCGGAAACUUCCCCAUCCUCCCCCUCCGCACUCGCACCCGCGGCCCUGCAUACACACUCCCCGCCCUCCCCGCCGGCUCCUCCGACACCGACAUCGACCCCGACAGCGAAUCAUACGACUGUCUGGAUGAAGUCCUCUCGCUCUACCGCGCCAACACCUUUUUCCGCAACUUUGAAAUCAAGGGCCCUGCCGAUCGCAUGCUGAUCUAUGGCAUCCUGUUCAUCAGUGAAUGCCUGGGAAAAGUCAAGCCGGGGAUGGCGGCUAGGGAGGCAGAGAAGUUCGCGAUUCCCGGAGAUGCUUCAUUUCCGCUGAACCAGGCUUUUGAGCCACCCCGCGACCGGCAGGAUGCUGAGACGCUGAGACAGUACGUGGGCUCUCCCAUUUAUAUCCCCAUUGUUCACGUUUGGGCUAAUAGCAUCCGAUCGUUUGCCCUGUUUAGAUACAUAUCCCAAGUCCGUCAAGAACUCGCUAUGAGAUUACAUUCGAGAUUAUACCCAGGCGGAGAAGGGCCAUCUAAGUGGUGGCUCAGUUUCGCGAAACGCAAGUUUAUGGGCAAGUCGCUUUAG
Molecule: messenger RNA, 615 nt
Organism: Uncinocarpus reesii 1704
Lineage: Eukaryota; Fungi; Ascomycota; Eurotiomycetes; Onygenales; Onygenaceae
Product: ARP2/3 complex 21 kDa subunit
Exons: 5
Coding region: 1-615 (204 amino acids)
Biological process (GO): Arp2/3 complex-mediated actin nucleation; regulation of actin filament polymerization
Cellular component (GO): cytoskeleton; Arp2/3 protein complex
Molecular function (GO): actin filament binding
Source: RefSeq, a predicted model, not a curated record